Molecule: messenger RNA, 597 nt
Organism: Funneliformis mosseae
Lineage: Eukaryota; Fungi; Glomeromycota; Glomeromycetes; Glomerales; Glomeraceae
Source: the annotation of a GenBank genome assembly
AUGAAUCGUAAGUACAAUAAUCGCAACCAAAAAAAUAAUGCUGGAGGUAACCGGGAACAGAAAGGACAUGAUAGAAGAGAAAAAAAGUGGAAAAGCAAUGAGACGCGUAGUUCUAGUAUUAUAAUGGACUCUUCAAUUGCUUCAGAUCCAGAUGAAGCUGCAAGACGCGCAAGUCGCGCUCAACGUUUUAGUGAAUUCUUAGAACCUCAGCAAUUGGUUGGGACAAAAGUUGAUGCAAAAAUUGGUGGCGAUGUUAAAAGACCUUCGGUUUGGAGUGGAGUAAAUUCUAUCACCUCUUCAAAAAAGUUCGAUGAAGAUCCAUCUUAUACAAUGGAAGAUGUUGAAUGGUUUUUGGGAGCAUUAUGGUACGCUUGGAAAGUAUCAAAGCUUAUUUCAAAUUCUCCCGCAAUUCCUGGGCGAAGGAAACGAGCUCAAGAUUUUUUUAUCGAUAGUUCUCCUCCGGUUUGUUUAUUUGAUUUAAGGUGUGGUAAACAUUUGGAAUCUGUAGAUGAUAAACUAGAUUCAGUAGACGAAGAAAUAGACAAUCAGCUAAGUUCGCUGAUUGAUGAGAUGAGUUUGAGUGCUAAGACUGAUUAA